Messenger RNA from Bombina bombina (fire-bellied toad), 2087 nucleotides. RefSeq names its product forkhead box protein J1.2. The record is from RefSeq and is a predicted model, not a curated record. The transcript is spliced from 3 exons. Gene Ontology annotation, molecular function: sequence-specific DNA binding; DNA-binding transcription factor activity. Lineage: Eukaryota; Metazoa; Chordata; Amphibia; Anura; Bombinatoridae. The coding region runs from base 346 to 1458 and encodes 370 amino acids. Gene Ontology annotation, biological process: regulation of DNA-templated transcription.
UGACCCAUUGCCUUAUUCUGGGCUUUGGCCAAUAAGUCACAUUUCACAUGCCUGGGAAGCUGAUUGCUGAACAGAGGUGGAGUUAGAACUUUAUUGUUUAAAGGGACUGAAAUCAUCACAACACUAUUGGCCAGCAGGGGUAAAAGUUGCUGUGCAACCAGCAACCAAUCAGAUCUCGGCAAUCUGUUUAAAGGGUUGUUCCCCCCUGGGAGGUAAAGUGUCAGUACUGGCUACCCAGGGGACAGUGUGCUUAACUCAGAGCUUCAGUGACUAUCACCCCAGCCUUUUUCUUGCCCAUUCUGGAGCCGAUUAAGCCCAGGAUUUGGGUCUUCUGAUCUUGAAAUCAUGCCAGUCCUUUCUGCCCAUCAUCGACCUUUGGCUUCAAUGGACAGAGAAUGUUUUCGAGAGGACGACAGUCUUACAAACCUCCAGUGGCUUCAGGACUUCUCUAUCCUCAGUACUGAUUUGUCUUCCAUUGCUACCACAUGCCCCCCUGUAUCCUGUAGCACUCAGGGUCCCUGCAGCCCCCCAGCCGGGGAUACAGCUUCCUGCCAUGGUCCACGACUGGGGAAACAGAGAUCCACCCAAGGAACCUCUGCCUGGCCCUCCCUGCCCACAGCACCCUCCAGUCCAGUGCAAGAGGUGGAUUACCGAACCAACCCUGAUGUCAAACCGCCAUACUCCUAUGCCAGCCUAAUCUGCAUGGCCAUGGAAGCCAGUCAGCAGCGCAAGCUGACGCUGUCCGCCAUCUACAACUGGAUCACUCAGAACUUCUGCUACUACCGACAUGCUGACCCCAGCUGGCAGAAUUCGAUCCGUCACAAUUUGUCUCUAAAUAAAUGCUUCAUGAAGGUUCCUCGGGGGAAGGAUGAACCAGGGAAGGGAGGGUUCUGGCAGAUGGACCCUCGCUAUGCUGAUAUGUUUGUGAAUGGUGUACUGAAGAGAAAGAGGAUGCCAUCCCAUCUUGACCCCCCUCGUUACAACAGGGUGGCCAUCCACCAUCCUUACCAUAAUACUGGGCGGCAGACUGGCUACCACUUGCCUCAGGCCUCUUGUGGACACAAGCAGUCAAGAAGACGUGAGAAGCCCAGUCCUGUGUUGCCUGUAUCAAGGGUUCAAGAACAUCAUGGAGAUACCAUUUUCCUUUCUGAAGACCCCUCACAUGGAAGCAAUUUUGAUGACCUUGAUUUGCAAACAGCUUUAAUAUCGUUGUGGUGGGAGGGAGACCAGGGGGGGGUUCCUGGAUUAAACACUGCUGCUAUAGGACCAUCAGGAAUGGAAGUAACUCCACAGGAUUCUUCAUUAAUGGAAAACCACUGGCUCCUCUCCUCAGAACCCCAACAUUCUUGGGAGGAAGUGAAGGAAGAGCCAGUAAUAGAACAGUGGUACGGAGACAGUGGAUAUACAGAUGCAUUAUACGAGUGCUCACCUUGGGAACAAGUGGAGACUCUGCUUUGAUCCAUCAUCCUGUGACAUACAAAUAGCAUAAUGAUUGUGGCAGAAGAUGACUGAACAAGGACCCAAGUCCACAAUUGCUGUUUCAGCCAUUUUUCAACACAGAUUGAUAUAUGGAGCACUCUUGAUUAAGAAAGAUUUGUGCAAUUAUUGUUGGGUCUUCAACUUUUAUCUGAACGUUGGAGAAUUUAUAUUACUGAUGCAUCAUGGCGUAACAGUCAUAUAACUGUUUGCCUUGGAGAUAAGUGACACUUCCAUCAACUGCUCUACACUGAGAGCUCUUAGCCAUAUAGCGCCUUCCAGGCUAUGCAAUUUACUAUUAAAAAUGUAAUUAUUAUUAUUUUUUUUAUAUAUAUUAAAAGCAGUUGCACUUCUUGCCCGAGGGCUUUUAUCCAUACAAUUUUAUGCGGUGAUGUUUUGAAGACACCAACGCAAAUACUAGACUAUAUUUUUUACAAUAUCUGUAUAAUAUAAUAAUCUAAUUAGGGUGAUGAAGUUAUGAUGAAUUGUAAUGUGGUCGUGUAUCCCACAGUCUUUGUGUACGGAAGAUGGGGGGGAUAAACAGUUCAUGACAAAAGAUUUUGUUAUUAGGCCAUUAUUGGCCUGUGCAGAAUAAAUGAAUCAAUGCUAAA